Molecule: messenger RNA, 1299 nt
Organism: Debaryomyces tyrocola
Lineage: Eukaryota; Fungi; Ascomycota; Pichiomycetes; Serinales; Debaryomycetaceae
Source: the annotation of a GenBank genome assembly
AUGUUCGAUUUGCUCACAAUAAGCUCAACGUUUUUUUGUAUGAACCUGUUGUAAUUAUUGCAUGCGCCUCCGAACAUGACAUAAUUUCGAACUAAUUCAUACAUAUAUAAAGACACCAUUGCCAUUUAAAUUUAAGACUUUACAAAAUGUUAAUUUAUAGGGUACUGAAUUCAUUAUGUCUCAUGUUAACAAAGCUGCUCUUCUUACUGGAUUAACUGUAAUGGCCAAUUGAUCGAAGUUGGCCAAAUUGCUUAUCCAAAAAUUAAUGAUGAUCAAAUUUUGAUUAAAGCUGUUGCAUACGCUGCCAAUCCUACUGAUUGGAAACACGCUGUUUUCAAAUUCGGCAGCAAAGGUGAUCUUGCUGGAUCUGAUGUUAGUGGUACAGUUGCUGAAGUUGGUUCUAAAGUUAAGGGGUUUGAAGUUGGCGAUGUGGUUUCGUCAUUUAUGCAUGGUAACUUCUCUAAGACUAGAGGAGCAUUCAGUGACUAUGUGAUUGCCGACGUAAACACUACAAUCAAGUACGACAAGUCUACGUUCAAUUCUAAAGCACUUGAAGUUGGUGAUCAUAAAUCAGAUUCGAUUAAUACAUUUGAGGGUGCUGCUUCGGUUAAUUUAGGGCUUGUUACAAUUGGGCUAUCAUUCAACCAUAAGCUUGGUAUUAAGACCGAUAAACAAACUAACGCUUCCAAAUAUAUUUUGAUUUGGGGUGGUGCUACGGCUACAGGUAUCUUAGCAAUCCAAGUCGCUAAGCUUGCAUAUGGUUUAAAGGUCAUUACAACCGCUUCCUCAAAGCAUCACGACUUCUUGAAAUCGUUAGGUGCUGAUGAAGUAUUUGAUUACCAUGACUCAAAUGUCAUUGAGCAGAUAAAGAAAGCUGGUGGUGCUAACAUCAACUACGCUUUGGAUACCGUUUCCAACGAACAGACUUUCCAAUCUGUGUACGAUGCCACGGCUGAUACUAAGGAUGUUGCUAUUGAUAAUUUGCUCUUUUUAACUCCUGACAAAAUUAAGACUGAUGAUUCAAGAAAGGUUUCUUUCCAAACUUCCAUUGUAUCUUGUGUAAAUGGAAAAGACGCCAUGUUAGGAGAUAAGAUUUCUCCUUCAUCACCAGAAUUAGUAGAGGAAUACAACGAUUUUUGGUUCAAUGUCUUGCCACAAUACAUCUCAAACAUGAGGCAUUCUAAAUUGAAGGUUUUGAAGUCUGGCUUAGAAACUGCUAAGCAGGCUUUUGAAUUAUUAAGAGAAGAUAAAAUUUCUGGUCAAAAGGUUGUUUUUAGAGCUAGCUUACAAGUUAUAUAA